Emericellopsis atlantica is the source of this 1815-nucleotide messenger RNA. Its product is annotated as putative ferric reductase transmembrane component. Gene Ontology annotation, cellular component: plasma membrane. Lineage: Eukaryota; Fungi; Ascomycota; Sordariomycetes; Hypocreales; Bionectriaceae. Gene Ontology annotation, biological process: copper ion import; intracellular iron ion homeostasis; iron ion transport. The record is from RefSeq and is a predicted model, not a curated record. Gene Ontology annotation, molecular function: ferric-chelate reductase activity. The transcript has 3 exons. The coding region runs from base 1 to 1815 and encodes 604 amino acids.
AUGUCUCUUCCUUGGCUGUCGCAGCCUGUCAUGCUGCACUCCAGCCGGGACCCUGGCAUGUGCAUGCUCACCCCCGAGCAAUGCGCCUAUAAGCAGCGAUACUGGGUGUUCUGGUACGAGGCCGACCACAGGUACUCCCUCCCGACGCUCGCAUUGUUCCUCUCCACCAUCAUCGUCUUCGCCGUCGUCCACGCUCUCGACGCCUACGGCCCGGACAGCUGGACGCAGAGCAAGCUUCGACGAAGAGCGGCCGCCGCGACGCGAUGGGCCUCCUAUCGGCGCUGGCGCGUCGGUAGCUGGAGCACGCAGUCCUUGGGCACAUACAUGCUUGGCUUUGUCGGAUUCGUCUUCUUCACCGUCAUGACGCUCGCGCCGCAGCCGUACUACUGGCCCAACACCAAGGACGUGAGCUAUGGGCACUCGCCCCCGAUCGCGAUGGCUCUCGCCUGCCUGCCCUUCAUCUUGGUCCUCGCUACCAAGGCCAACCUCAUCGCCAGCUUGAUCGGCACAUCCCACGAGAACCUCAUUGUCUGGCACAACUGGAUCGCCUGGGCCAUGCUAGUCCUCGCCCUCAUCCACACCUUCCCCUUUGUCGUGCAGGGCAUCCAGGCUGGCGACAUUGUCGAGCAGUGGAACACGGGCGGGCUCUGGGUGACGGGUGUCAUCGCCCUCGUCGCCCAGGCCUGGCUGACCUUCUUCUCCAUCCGCUGGCUGCGCGAGCGCUACUACGAGAUCUUCAAGAUGACGCACUUCCUCGCCGCCCUCGUCUUUGUCCUCUUCUUCUUCCUCCACUGCGACGGAAUCCUCACCUCCUGGGACUACUUCAUCGCCGCCGCCACCCUCUACGCCGCCUCCUGGCUCUACUCGCAGUGCCGCGUGUACCUCGAGUACGGCCUGCAGCACAAGGCGCGGCUGACCCUCGAGGGCGCCGAGACGCUCAAGAUUGCCAUUGACACCACUGCCGAGUGGACGCCCGGCCAGCACGUGUACCUCCGCUUCCUGACCCUGGGGCUGCACACCCUCAGCUCGCAUCCGUUCACCAUCUGCUCCCUCCCCGUGUCGCGAUACAAUGGCAAGAACCAGAUGGUCUUUUACGUCAAAGGGCGAGGGGGUCUGACGGGACGUCUGGCCAAGAUGGCCCAAACCAACCCCGGCACCACGGUACGCGUGCUCCUCGACGGUCCGUACGGCGGCAUGCAGAGCCGAUGGUACAGCGGCUUCGACCACGCGGUUGUCAUUGCCGGUGGCGCCGGCGCCGGAUUCACCCUCGGGUUGUUCGAGGACUUUGUCACCCGGUCCCAAUUGCCAGCAGCAGCCGCGCAAGACCGCAAGUUGACACUGGUCCUGUCGUCCCGGGACCUCGAGCUGAAGAGGUGGUACCUAGACGCCAUCGCGGCGCUGCUGGACGAACAGCAGAUUGAGGAGGGAGAGGAAAAGAAGGAGGCGAGGCGACUAGCGGGCUUGACCAUUCACAUCCACCACACCGGCAUCGCGAAUUCACGCGCGGACAGCAGCGAGGACAACAGCUUGCCUGCCAAGGACGAUGCCGCUGCGCCUGCGUGUGGCGUGGUGACCGAUGUUCCCACGAGUCUCCGGGACGUCACCACAAACGUCGCAGCCGGACGUCCCGACAUCACCUCUUUGUGUCGGGAGAUCAUCGCUGCGGAGCGUGGUUCCGUCGGCCUGGUCGUCUGCGGCCCGGCGUCCAUGGUGCAUGAUGUGGGACACGUCGCGGCGUCUGCGCAGACGGAUGUGAUCAAGGGCGGCUCGGGGGCUUCUGAGGUGUGGUUCCACAAGGAGAGCUUCUCGUCGUAG